Hibiscus syriacus is the source of this 712-nucleotide messenger RNA. Its product is annotated as thioredoxin M-type, chloroplastic-like. Bases 53 to 580 code for a protein of 175 amino acids. Gene Ontology annotation, cellular component: cytoplasm. NCBI's taxonomy places the organism in Eukaryota, Viridiplantae, Streptophyta, Magnoliopsida, Malvales, Malvaceae. The transcript has 2 exons. The record is from RefSeq and is a predicted model, not a curated record. Gene Ontology annotation, molecular function: oxidoreductase activity, acting on a sulfur group of donors, disulfide as acceptor; protein-disulfide reductase activity.
ACAAUAAAAAAAGAAAAACCCACAUCUUCCUUUCCCACGAGAUUAUCAAAGGAUGGCUCUGAAAACCUAUUUCCAGUUGAGCUCAGUCUGCAACACCAGAGCUACUGUGCUCCAAAGCUUCCAUCAUCAUUCUCCAUCUCUUAACAACAUCCAUUUGCACACGUUUGACGGCUUGAAAUUCAAUAAACCCACUUUAUCAGUCACCGGUAGAAGCCAAAAUUCCAGGCUUGUAUGCAAAGCUAGUGACGCUGUUGCUCAAAUUGAGGUGGUGACAGAAGCAAACUGGGAUGAGCUUGUCGUCCGCAGUAAUACACCGGUUUUAGUCGAUUUCUGGGCGCCGUGGUGCGGACCCUGUCGGGUGAUUGAACCUGUUAUAGCUGAAUUAGCCAAAGAGUAUGCCGGUAAAAUUACUUGUUACAAGCUCAACACCGAUGAGACCCCGAACAUUCCGACGAAGUUCGGGAUCAGGAGCAUCCCGACCGUGCUGUUCUUCAAAAACGGAGAGAAGAAAGAGAGCAUCAUUGGUGCAGUGCCCAAGUCUACCAUUGUAGCUACAAUCGAAAAGUAUAUCGAUCCCUGAACUUGAAACAAAACCAUAGUUUCUUGUAAGAACUCUACAUGGUAUGUUCAUGCCAUGCUAUGUCAGUUUCUUUUAUGUAUCAUCCAUUCAACUUGACAUGAUCUAUGUUCUGUAAUUCGUCAUCCUUUUUCA